AGAAAGAUGAGGAAGGGAGAAGAAAACUUCAGAAAUGACUUAAUUUCCUCCAGGAUAAGGACAAAUAAGAUCUGUACCAUGAAACAGUAUUGCUGAGAAAUGACAAAUUACACAUAUGAUUUAUGUUUUCUUUGGCUUUUAUUUGACAUUUUUGUAAAUGUGCUUGCUAAUCAAAGAAUUAUAAGCAUAAGAUCUGUCUUAGAUAUUUCCUGUAGCUGCCUCCUCAUAAGAUGUCAGAGGCACUGCUAUUAACAACUGGCCAAUAAGGAAAAGAAGGAAGUGCGUGUGAGCUGCUUGCUGGGUGUUUGCAUCCAGGUUCCAGGGCCAGCUUCUUGCGACACUUCUCUCUUCAGGUGGAAUCGCUCUUGACUUGGCACAAGGCAGUGAUGAGGAAUCACACAGCAAUAACCACAUUCAUCCUGCUGGGAUUGACAGAUGACCCAAAACUACAAGUCUUGCUCUUUGUAUUUUUGUUUAUCACCUACCUAUUGAGUGUGGCUGGGAACCUCACCAUUAUCACCCUCACACUGUGGGAUUCACAUCUUAAAACUCCCAUGUAUUUUUUUCUCCGAAAUUUCUCUCUCUUAGAAGUUUCAUUUACUACUGUCUGUAUCCCCAGAUUCCUGUAUGCUCUGAUAUCUGGAGAUAAUACAGUUACUUAUAAUGCUUGUGCCACCCAGUUAUUUUUCAUUGUCCUCUUUGCUGCAACAGAAUUUUUUCUCCUUGCCACCAUGUCCUAUGACCGCUAUGUGGCCAUCUGUAAGCCCCUGCAUUACAUGACCAUCAUGAACAACAGAGUCUGCACUGCAUUCGUUCUCUGCUGUUGGAUUGCAGGCCUGUUAAUUAUCCUCCCACCCCUUGCCAUGGGCCUCCAGCUGGAAUUCUGUGACUCAAAUGUGAUUGAUCAUUUUGGCUGUGAUACAUCUCCUAUUUUACAGAUAACCUGCUCAGACACAGUGUUCAUAGAGAAAAUUGCCUUGAGUUUUGCUGUGGUGACACUUAUUAUUACCUUGGUGUGUGUCGUCCUCUCCUACACAUACAUCAUCAAGACCAUUCUCAGAUUCCCUUCUGCCCAGCAAAGGAAGAAAGCCUUUUCCACCUGCUCCUCCCACAUGGUUGUGGUUUCCAUCAGUUAUGGCAGCUGCAUCUUCAUCUACAUCAAGCCCUCGGCAAAGGAAGGAGUAGCUAUUAAUAAAGUGGUGUCUGUGCUCACUACAUCCUUUGCCCCUUUGCUUAAUCCAUUCAUUUAUACACUCCGAAACAAACAAGUGAAAGAUGCCUUCAAAGACAUGGUAAAACAGAUUGGAUUUCUCACAAAGAAGUAG
This is a messenger RNA of Manis pentadactyla (Chinese pangolin), 1325 nucleotides long. Its product is annotated as olfactory receptor 6C2-like. Gene Ontology annotation, biological process: G protein-coupled receptor signaling pathway. The transcript has a single exon. The record is from RefSeq and is a predicted model, not a curated record. Gene Ontology annotation, molecular function: olfactory receptor activity; G protein-coupled receptor activity. Bases 387 to 1325 code for a protein of 312 amino acids. Lineage: Eukaryota; Metazoa; Chordata; Mammalia; Pholidota; Manidae. Gene Ontology annotation, cellular component: membrane.